CCUGUCUUAUAUUUCUUUUGUGUGUUUAGUAUUCAAUAUCUGUAUAUACUUAAUACAUUCAGCUAAAUCAAUUUCUCUCCAUAGCCAUAAUAUCUUUUUAAUAAAGGCAUAUUGAUUGCACGAUGUUUUAGCAUAAAUUCUUCAACAACAUCCUUGUUCUGAAGAAGGAAAUCACAACAAAACAGAUAUGAUAUUAUAGAGAUCUGUUACUGCUGUAUUGAUAACGUUGGGACAGUCAGCUACCAAUUGAUAUUUAAGACAUCUGAAUUUAAAUAAGGGUUAACAAAAUGGCGUCAUAUGGAAGAGGGUCGUUUGAGGGAUUUGAUUCCUAUCAAGGAACAUCUGCUAGCAGAGAAAGUGGAACUGAUUUUGGAAGACUAUCACAAAAUAUUAGUGCCAACAUUCAGAAGAUCACUCAGAAUGUGGCACAAAUCCAGCGGUUAGUUGUCCAGAUUGGAACACCUCAGGAUUCAGAAGAAAACAGGCAAAGAGUGCACCAGACAACGCACUACACCAAUCAGCUGGCUAAAGAAACAAAUAACUUUUUGAAGCAGCUUGCCCAUCUACCCUUGCCUACUUCUGCAUCUGAGCAGCGACAAUGGAAAAUGCAAAAGGAGCGACUUACAGAUGAGUUUAGCACAGUUUUGACAAAUUUUCAAACGGCACAACGCACAGCUGCAGAGAAGGAACGUGCCAGUGUACAGCGAGCUCGAGCAUACUCUGGUCUUAAUCAGUCACCAUUUGAAGACACUGAACAAAAAGGUGACAGAAUGGGAGCACCAGGCUAUUCACAAACCCGAGAGGUCCUACAGAUGGAGCAGGAUGUUGACCUUGAACUUUUGCGUGAACGAGAAGAUGCUAUCAAGAAGUUAGAGCGAGACAUCAUGGAUGUCAACACCAUUUUUAAAGACCUGGGCAUGCUUGUACAUGAGCAAGGAGAAGUACUUGACAGCAUAGAGGCCAACAUAGACAAUGCUCAAAUGUCUGUUCAGGAAGGAACACAACAGCUUAGCAAAGCAAGGGAAUAUCAGUCCAAAGCAAGACGAAAGAAGUGCUGCCUGCUUAUCGUGUUGCUGGUCGUUUUGGGGGUUGUGGCUAUAAUUAUUGCCGUUUCCGUCACCAGCUCUAAGAAUUAGCAAGAAAAAAUCUCGCAGGAAGAUGUGCAUUCUUCUCCUGAUCUUCAUCAUUGCUGUUACAAUAUUAGCUUUAGUCAUUUGGGGAGCCACAAAAUAAUAUCUCACAUUGCUAAUGUAUUGGCUUAACUGAAGACAUCACCAUAAGUUUAAAACACAUUUUUUGUAAACCUGCAAACAGGAAAGUGAUGAUUAUUCUAUGGUAUAAACUGUGAUGCUGGUGUUUCAAAAUAACCCAACCGUAGAUUUAGCAUCGUGUACAGAUAUAGUAGUACUUGUUUCACAGUGGAUGUACAUAGUUGUGCAAACGUGUUUAUUUUCCCAGAAUAUGUACAAGCAGUAAAAUAUUAAUGUACAUGUAAACCAUCGACUGAGCAUUGUAGAUACUUGUAUACUCUUACAUUCUUAGGCUACUAUAAGUUGUAUGUAACCAUUCCUACUUGCGGAGAAGAAAGGCAAGUAAAAUAAUAUGUUUGUUGUGGCAUGGAUUUACAGUUUGUUUCUGAUUUUGCAAUCAUUAUUUUGUUCAAGUUGGUUAGAUGUGCAUGCAUUUGUUAGUAUGUGUGUUAGUGAGAGAGCAAGUGUGUGUGUUUGCACAUGCGCAUUUGUGGGUUGUGUAAGCAAGUAAGGACAUGAGUAUGAUGUGUAUGUGUGUGUGAAAGAGGAAGAACCAUUUUAAGGCUGCUUGUAAAUCUUGCUGAUCUGACAAAAUAUUGUGAAAAAUUAUCUUUAUUAUUCCUAAAGUAAAAGCUGGUUAAGGAAGUAGAUUUAAGAUUCAUGAAAUUCAUUUUAAUAGGCUGGUAUCAAUUGAUACAUUCAGAAGUCACAUUGUGGGUUACCCCAUCUGCCUCUUGAUAAUUUGCAGUCAUCAUUUUAGUUGGUUGUUUUAAGAGUUCAUUUCAUGGUCAAAUAUCUUAGGCUUUGUUGUCUGUGAUUUUGAUUGUUUCAUCCCAAGCAACAACAACAAAAAAAAUACAUGCACUUUCAAGCAGAGGGUUACCACGUGCAUACCAUCAGAAUAACAACCUUCUUGAACUUCUCAAGGUUUAUCAUAACUAUUCUUGGAUGUGGAUGUGAGGAAUAUGGAAGUAGAAACACUUGUGCAAACUUGAUUAAAUGAAAUGAAAAUUUGUACAAAUUGAAAUGUGUAUCUUGCAAUCAACAGAAUGUUACACGAUACAUUUUGGCAUUUUUAUUUUUAGUUUGGUGUAACUGACAGUAUCAACAUGAUUAAACUGUUUCCGAAACGUUUAACAAAGCUUGGUAAACUUGUGAGUGAAUUGUUAACAAUAAAUGACAAUUCGUAUCAGUAUGUACUUUAGGGCUGAGACAGGACCCUCCUUUCAUGGAAAGAUUUGCACGUGAUAGGAUUCUCGUUUUGUCAGUGUCUGUUUUAGUAUCCGCUAUCAUUUUAUGAUCAUAGUAUAUGAUCUUCAUGAUUAAUAAUCAUAAGGUGAAAAGAUGAUGUAAGAAUAAAUUUAGUUAAUGCUCAGUUUUAAAGAAUUAGGGAUAAACGAUUAUAUGGAUAAUUUUGCAGUUUUGUAGCAUUUUUUGUUAAUAUUUAGUUGUUUUCGACAUCUUUUAAAAUAUUUACUGAAAACUAUGGGAAAAAAGUUCCCUAGUUGGAAGGGGGGGGGGGGGGAACCUCUCAGUAACAUUUAAGAACAGAUUUUGGUUAUCUCCGAGUCAGUUUGCAUUACUUAUAAAGAGGUAAAUUAUUCAUGUUUAUGUUCAACCUCUCUAAAUUGGUGUGCUGGAUUCUAACUUAUGCAUUAAUUUUAUGUCCAUCAGAAAGCAGAUUGAAAAUGCAAUAUAUGUGUACUUGUGUCAUUACUUGAUAAAGUUAGCCUUUCAGUCUGACUCUGCCCAGUGUCUUACUGUGACUUUUUCUUUAUUCAGCCCCUUAAUGUUUUCUGUAAGUAAAAACAUGCAUAAAGUUGGAAUUCAUGA
Messenger RNA from Pomacea canaliculata, 3083 nucleotides. RefSeq names its product syntaxin-7-like. Gene Ontology annotation, molecular function: SNAP receptor activity; SNARE binding. The record is from RefSeq and is a predicted model, not a curated record. The coding region runs from base 288 to 1136 and encodes 282 amino acids. Gene Ontology annotation, biological process: vesicle fusion; vesicle-mediated transport; intracellular protein transport. NCBI's taxonomy places the organism in Eukaryota, Metazoa, Mollusca, Gastropoda, Architaenioglossa, Ampullariidae. Gene Ontology annotation, cellular component: SNARE complex; membrane; synaptic vesicle. The transcript has 12 exons.